Molecule: messenger RNA, 3627 nt
Organism: Meloidogyne enterolobii
Lineage: Eukaryota; Metazoa; Nematoda; Chromadorea; Rhabditida; Meloidogynidae
Source: the annotation of a GenBank genome assembly
GAAGAAGCUAAUAGUAGCCCCGUAGAGCCAAUCGAAACUGAUGCAAUGCUUGAAAAACGUGACGAAAAUCGAUUGGCCAAUGCUAUAUUAAAUGCUUCUAAAGGGGAAAAUGAAUUUCUUCCUCCCCAGCUACAAGCUAAUGGGUCUAGUGGUGGUAGAAACACUGCCUGUGUUGAGGUUAGAGCACGCUCUUCCAGCCCUCGGAGGAUUCCAUUAUUUGAGAGAGCUUCAGCUAGAUGGUGGAAUCCCCAAUUUGCUUCACCUACAUUAGAAACUCAAUAUUGGAAGUGUUCUUUCCCUUUACUGAGAGAUCGAUUCCGUUCAGGACUUUUAUAUAUACUUAUUUGUUGUUUAAGUUGGUUAUUAUUUCUUUGGAUAUUUAAUCAAACACAACUUUUUCAUUGGUUAAUCGCCUCCCUCCUCUGUCUCCUUUUUGGUUUAAUGUUAUGGUUUGCUUCAUGUUCACCACAUUAUCGCCGUUUUUAUCUACCAACUUCAUUUCUGUGUACCUUCCUUUUGUGUCUAACAACUUUGUUUAUUUGUUCAAGUGCCGAAACUUUUAUGGGGCCAAUAGCUAGUGUUGUUCAUUUUCGAACUGGAACAAAAACAGCAAUUCAUUUAUGUAUUCAUUUACUUGGAAUACACCUUUAUAUACUCACACAAGUUAGACAACGCAAAACAUUCCUCAAAGUUGGACAAUCAUUAUUGGCAAGGAAAGAUUUGGAAUUGGAAACACAAUUUAAAGAUCAUAUGAUUCAGUCUGUUAUGCCUAAGAAGGUAGCCGAUGAACUGUUAAAAGAAACAAGCGAAUUACGUCGUCCAUCUGCUUCAUUAGAAUCCCAUUCAAAUUGCCGAACUUCAAAUGCAACAGUUGGUGGCGGUGGGCGUUCUAGUGCAGCUGGGGAGUCUACAAGUGGAGGAGGUCUUAUGCCUGGACCAAAUGGGAGAUUAUCUUCAUCCGGGGGUGGUGUUCGAAAAUUCCGCCCUUUUACAAUGAAUUUAAUGAGUGAUGUUUCAAUACUUUUUGCUGACAUUGCAGGCUUCACAAAAAUGGCUUCGAAUAAAUCAGCCGAUGAAUUAGUCAAUUUAUUAAAUGAUUUAUUUGGCCGUUUUGAUUAUUUGUGUGGGAGGUGUUGCUUGGAAAAGAUUAGCACACUUGGAGAUUGUUAUUAUUGUGUUGCUGGUUGCCCAGAGCCUAGGGCAGACCACGCCAAAUGUUGUGUUGAAAUGGGGUUGGCAAUGAUUAUAGCUAUUAGACAGUUUGAUUUGGAUAGAGGACAAGCAGUUAAUAUGAGGGUUGGAAUACAUACUGGAAAGGUAAUGUGUGGGAUGGUUGGCACUCGCCGUUUCAAAUUCGAUGUAUUUUCCAACGAUGUAACCCUUGCUAACGAGAUGGAAUCUACUGGGGUUGCCGGCAGAGUUCAUAUCAGUGAAAAAACUGCUGACUAUUUGGAUGAUGCUUAUAUUUUGGAAGAAGGUGCUCCCCACAAAGAAAUGAAAACUUUUUUUAUUGCUGGCCGCUCUAAAGAAUUUGAAUCGGCUAGUGGUCAGUUUCUAAACACAAUUUCUGGUGAUUCUGAUUCUGCAAGGGGUGAUGGGGGACUUGCUAGUUUAGAGAGUGGAGCUGGUGUUUACAAAGCUAGCUUUAGAAAGAAAUUAGUUGACAAACUCCGCACAAUCCAAACAAAUUCCUUACCACCAGUUUCCCGUGCAGGCACCACCACCACAACAACAAGUCAACAAUUAAUUGGGGGAAGUAAUAUAACCCCAUUCCACGCAUUUGGAGGUGGAGGUUCCCUUCGAAUGCGUUUAUUAGAUCGUUCAAUAGAAAAUCAGAAUCCACAAUUUUUAAAUAAAGAAGAUAAAGAUAUUAAUAAAUUUCUUUCGAGUAACGCUACUGGGUCAGCACAAGUAUUGACUAGUAUUGGGGAAUCUUCGACAGAUGAAAGUAUUGGGGCUUUGGGGAAGCAGAAAAUGCAUAAACAACAACAAAUGCAGACUCGUCUUGUUGAUGAUACACGUAAAUCAACCUCUUUACAAAUGUUAACUCACGGGGAUGGAAUACUUCCACCGUCAAAUACUCCUUCCAGUAAAAUUGCACGCAGUAUUAUUGGAGGCACCCCACCUCCUAAUAAAACAAGUGAAAGUGAUUUAUCAGAGGGUAUUAGAAAGGAAAAAAUUGCUAAAGAAUUGAAAGAAAAUGGUGGUGGAGAUGAGAAAAUUCAUCAAUCUAAGCAAGAAGAUAAAUCAAAAACUAAUAGUUAUGUUGAUUGGCGCACAGCAGAACGUAUAGGUGGUAAAAUAUCUGCAGAUCUUGCAAAUGAGAGUAGUGCAAAUAAUAGUGGAAGGGGGUCAAGAAGUUCGGGAUUACAGGAACUUGGUUCUGAAAUUGGUGGGCACUCAACCACUUCCCUCGCUGGAUUAGAUACAGCAAUAUCACAUCAUCACAACGCAGCUUCACUUACCAGAUUUGAUACAGACCAUCGGGAUUUUGAUCAGCGUUUAGCACAAGUCAUUCACACAGCAGAUGGGUCAUUUGCCAAAGGGUUUUGGAUGCAUCAAGAGUCAUUAAACCGAUGGACUCUAAAUUUUAACCAAAGAGACAUCGAGGCUGAAUAUCGUGCCCAUUUUGCGGCUGGUGACUCUUCUGAGAAGCACUCUAGUGCGCGUAAUGCAGCUACGGGCAUUGAGAAGCAUAGACAAUUAUCCACACAAUUACAAAAUAUUGGUGGUGGUGGACAUAGUGUUACAGCAGCACUUUCCCAACAACCCCGUCAAAACAAUAAAAAUAACAUUAACAACAAAACAAAACCCCAACAACAAUUAUUAAUUAAUAUUCCCCACCGUCACCGCCCCCGUUAUCGUUAUUCUGGUGUUUUUAUUGAUAUUUUUGUUUCCGCAUUUUCUUUUGUUGUGUGUGCAAUUUUGUUUUUGGUACAGCCUGGAAUUGAAUUAUCCCCUCAUUUUUUGGUUUAUAUCUCGGUGGCAGCAAUAUUUCUAACUGCUGUAAUUAUACUUGUUGGUUUACCUUUACUCAGUCGGCGGCCAAUCCUUCCAUGGCUUCAUCAAUGGGGUCCGAGACAUGUUUUGGGUGCAUUAUUAAUUGCUUUGCCUGUCGGCGUUGCUUUAUUUAAUAUUCCUCUAUGUUUGGAUAAAAUAAUUUAUUAUUAUCCACCUCCAAAAGUUCCAAUUAUUUGUAUUCAUCCUGGUCAAUUAGUUCUUCGUUUACUUUAUUCUUAUGUAUUGUUAUUGGCUUUAUACACUCACUGCAAUUUUAGUCAACUCGGUGCUUGGCCAAAGACAGGGCAAGCAUUGGCUGUAGCACUUGUAUUUUUAUUAAGUACCUGGUUUUGUCAACACCAAUUAGACUUUAUCCGCUCUUUCGGAGCAGAUUCUACAUCAUUAUCCCCCUUCCAUUCAUUAAUCGAAGCCUCCAAAAAUUCAAAUUCCUCUUCCUCAAUAUAUUUCCAUGACAGUAUCCAACCCCACCCAUUGCCUUGCAAUACUUCCCAACAGCCUAUUUGGUCUGCUGGAAAUUUUGGAUCUCCUUUGUUUUUAUGGGAAUUGGUUUUGGAUGUUGUUUUGGCUGUUGUUUUAGUUGCUUUUCUUAAUUAUCAGGCAAAAUAA